AUGUGGGCAAAGCUGACGACCGCGCUCAAGCCUCGUCAGGACUCCUCCUCUUCCUCGCAUGGCGAUGUUAUGGCUGGUGUCUACGAGCAGCAUCCAAAUCUUUCCGUUUUUCAGAACGAGCCUCAGCCCAGCCCACCACCAUCCCCCUCCAAGAGUCGUAUGGCCGUUUUCAAACGAAACACUAAAACAUACGACGAGUCACAAAGAGCACCCUCGCCAAUGAAACUUCCGGGAAUCACGAAAAAAGUCAAGUCCACUUUCGGUAUACAUGGCAAUUCGUCGCAACUCUCACUAGGCCCAUCGACACCUGGUCCUACCGAGCUUAGUCGUGUCGACUCACGCGACAUGAUGGCUCAAGCUGGCUCGCAGAGCAAGCGUCGGUCGUCUUUUAACCUCCUCAAACGUGGUUCUAUCGAUGAAUUGCGUUCCCCCCCUCCGGAGCAACUUCAAUCACCCACCAAUGCUGAUGAAUCCCGACCCUUCGACCCAGCCACUCCCUUUGAUGGCAAGACUGGUUCUGUGCGAUCCAUCCUUCGCGAUCGAAACACACCUGGGACUGGGCAGAAUGUCCGCUUUUUUUCACGAGACGCAUAUCGCGUUCUCAGUCCCAACCAGUCUAUGGAAAGCGAAUAUCAAUCCGGAUUGCCUGCCACGAAUAACGCUCUCAACACGAAUGAUCCAUUUCCUACUUCAAUCGACGUGGGCCAUAACUCUGCCCCACGGUUCGGGAGCUCAAACAAGUUAAACAAGUCGCGCCUAACGGUUGCUGAAAUCUUCUCUCCGGAGGUUGAUGCAGAAGCAAAGGCCGAAAUAAACAACUCGUCACUUGUUUCCGAGCUUCCACCUAUCCCCCCUCCCGACUUCAAUUUAUUUGAAGUCUCGCAAGACCUCGAAAUCCCCAUAUUACCUCCCCCCGGUCUUGGCUUCGAGGUUGACUUGAAUGAGGGUGGCAAGCCGUUGACAUCUACACCGUUCCGUGACAAGGGGAAAGGAAGAGCAUUUGACCAACAACACGAAGUGGACGAGUCCAUUUUCCAUGCCAAGGAGAAGAGUCCUCGAAUUCCCUCCGUCUUGCAUGACCGAAGCAAUUCAUUCAGUCUUGGCCAAACUCACUUCUAUUCGAUGGCCCAAAGCGACCUGACUGACUCGCCUGCACGUCGAGAAACUCCCGUUAGUGCCAGGUCAUCGCCACUGUCAGCCAAAGACAUUUCGACGGCCUCUGCUGCAUCCUCGCCCGGCACCAAAGGACGAGGUCGUUCUCUCAGUGACACUGUUUUCAUGUCCAUGCUGCGCUCACCUUCUCCCAAACAACCUGAAGCUGACAUCAAUGACGACUUGUCGUCUGAUCUCAUUGUUUAUAAUAACCAGCCAGGCGAGCCUGAUCCAUUCAGUGCUAAUGCCAACACGUAUUAUACUCCGCAAACCAUGAUCCCAACUACUCCGCCAGAGUCUCAAGCUGGCUCAUUCGAGGCCGAUCUACGAGCGCGAGAUGAGCUAGUGGAGGUGCUGGGGAAGAAGCUUGAGUCAGUCGAGCGCGAAGAGUCGAAGAAACGUGCGGUACUUAAACAAUGGAAGAAGAAGGUUCUUGAGCUUGAGCGUGCGUGUCGGCUGCUGGAGGAAGAAGUGGAUACUUCGCGACAAGAGAGUCUCGACAGGAGCGCGAUAGAUAUGGCCAGCAAUGUUGCUUUGGUGUCGUUGCACCAGCAGAUCGCCGAUCUAAGCAGGGAGAAGCAAAGUUGGGAACGCAAAGAAGGUCUAUUCCGCCAGGAAAUUCAAACUCUAGAGCUCAAGCUGAAGGAACGGGGCGACGACAUCGACAAACUGAAAGAAACUUUGUUGACACGUGAUGAGAGUGAACGGGAACUCAAGCUGGGUAUCAGUAUGGUGAAAGAGCAGAUGGAAAUGAUGGGAAACGUGAGCGUUGGUCUCAUUGACGAAACAGAGCUCCGAAAAAUUGCGGCUGGGGAAGGCGGAACGGCUGAAUCUGCUUGGGCCGAGGAAAAGCAUGAACUGAUGGUUGCUUUGGACAAGGAGAAGGAAGAGAAGGUCGAGCUAGCUGCAGAGGUUGAUGCAUACAAGCAACAACUAGACGCGCACGAUGAAAAACUCAAGAUCCUAAACCAGGAAUUAGAGGCUCAAUGGUCAAACACGGAACACCUCAACGAAAUGUUGGAGACUUGUGAAAUGACCAAGCGGCAGCUCGAAGCCGAACGCGAUGCGCAGAAAUCCGAACUUGAAGAGAUGAAUGAGCGGCUUGAGGGCAUGGAGGCAGAGUUGACAGAGGCCGACCAAAGAUUGAAUCAGGACGAUGCUGACUAUCAAGCACUUUGGGACGACCGCGAGGCUCUCCAAAAGGAGUACGAUGAGUUGUUUGCGCAAGUCAACGCCGACGAGAAGCAAACCGAGAGUGCCAAACAAUCACUCCAAGAAUCUCAAGAUCGAGUGCUCGAGCUAGAGCAGGAACACAAGUAUGCGUUGGACAACAUCGCUCGUUUGGAAGAAAAUAUUCGGCGGCGGGAUGCAGAGGUUUCUACUUACUCGCAGCGAAUUUUAGAACGCGAGGCAGAAAUCGAAGCGUUACAAGAGCAACUCAGUAGGACGAAACGCGAACAUGCGACCGCCCUCGAUGCAGCCUUGUCUGAGAAGACAGUUGAGGCAGAGAAUCAGGCACGUGAUUACCUGGAUCGCAUCAGCGACCUCAAAGGCGAAAUGGAGCGUCUCCGCCGGCAAAUUCACCAGCUGCAACAAGAAAGCGCAGAUAAGGAAGUGAAGAUUGUGCAACUCAACAAGCAGCAUGUCCAAGACAAGGAUGAUAUCCAAGGUUACAAUAUCGCGCUUGAUUCGAAGCAACAAGAGCUAGAGUUGAUCAAACGCAAACUUGGUGUUCGCGGUACCGCUGGAUCGACUCCGGUGCAACCAUCCAAAGUUGGCCAUCAACGGCGUGACUCUACGAUCUUUUCGACCCCUAGCCUUGGCUCACGACCACCCUCUGUCAUUUCAGAGGCAGGAUCCGAUGGAGGCAGCGCCGGUCCUGGGAAAAUGCCUGCGCUUGGGAAGAGUACACGCUUGAAUACAUCCACAACAAAGUCUGCAACCACUCGGGUUGUUGGCUCUAUGGGCCCACCGCCUGCCCCUAUAUCCAAACCCCGUGCUUCUCUCGGCACUCCGACCCCCAACACGUUAUCGCGUUCCACUUCUGCGCGACCUUCUUCGUCAGCAGCAACCCCCUUGGUUCAUCGGCGUGUUGCGUCUGCUACGCUUGAUAAUGCUACAUCUCGUGCUGUCAAGUCGCGACAAACUGUCAAUGCGAGUCCUGCUCCUGGCGAGAAGGAGAACAUGAAAUCCGACUCUUCUCGUCCAGCCUCCCGUACACUGGCGCGGGUCGCCGUUCCAUCAUAA
Mycena indigotica is the source of this 3399-nucleotide messenger RNA. RefSeq lists its product as uncharacterized. NCBI's taxonomy places the organism in Eukaryota, Fungi, Basidiomycota, Agaricomycetes, Agaricales, Mycenaceae. The record is from RefSeq and is a predicted model, not a curated record. The transcript has 5 exons. Bases 1 to 3399 code for a protein of 1132 amino acids.